Messenger RNA from Phytophthora nicotianae INRA-310, 192 nucleotides. RefSeq lists its product as hypothetical. NCBI's taxonomy places the organism in Eukaryota, Oomycota, Peronosporomycetes, Peronosporales, Peronosporaceae. The coding region runs from base 1 to 192 and encodes 63 amino acids. The record is from RefSeq and is a predicted model, not a curated record. The transcript has a single exon.
AUGUCUGCGGCGAUCCAACUCGUGGAGGACGUGGAGGACGACCAGGAGAAGACGGUAUCAACGCUUGACCCUCGACAGCUUGGUCAGGCUGCGAGCACUGAGAUAAUGGGCUGGCUGCGUAUGAACCUGUUGCAGAUGGCAAGCGCAGCGUUGGCGGUUGUAUCGGAGUCGGCGUUGCUGGUUGUGUUGUAG